Molecule: messenger RNA, 648 nt
Organism: Helobdella robusta
Lineage: Eukaryota; Metazoa; Annelida; Clitellata; Rhynchobdellida; Glossiphoniidae
Exons: 1
Coding region: 1-648 (215 amino acids)
Biological process (GO): transmembrane transport; sodium-independent organic anion transport
Cellular component (GO): membrane
Source: RefSeq, a predicted model, not a curated record
AUGGCUGAUGUCCAAAAUGAUGAUCCACCCCAGCAAUUGCCGGCUUGUACAAGAAUCAUCAGAAUGUUCAAAGGCCUUCGAAGAAAUAAAUGGAGUUUCAUAAUUUUGUUCUUAACCUUCAGUUUUACCCAGGAAGUUCAAGGGACUUACACAGCAUCUAUAUUAACCACACUGGAAAAAAAUUUCAACCUGCCAAGUUCACUAUCCAGUAUUAUAGUAACUAUAUCUACUCUCGGUUAUAUAAGCAGCGCUAUUUCGGUAUCAUUUUUUAUUAAACCCAACCAUUACAUUCGAUUAUUUGCAAUUUGCAUGCUAGUAACUGGUUUUUGUAGUUUUUUAUACGUAUUGCCGCGUUUCAUCUUCAAAGAAAUUUCAAGCUACGAUGAGAAUAAUAACUCAAACGAUUGGCACCAUAAAGCAGCAAUUUGUAACGUAUCGUAUAAUUUUAAUAGAAGCGAAGGUCAGUGUACGAGUGACAACGAAAAUAAAAUGAAAGUUGGUCCAAAUUAUGCGGCUCUAGUGAUGUUUAUCAUAUCAGAAAUAGUAUAUGGAGCUGCCGGAGCUUGCCUGUGGACUGUAGGGUUAACCUUCAUUGACGAAAAUAUGUCCGGUCCUCUGGCUUCUAAAUUAAUUGGUUUAUACUUUUAA